Molecule: messenger RNA, 1551 nt
Organism: Cylindrotheca closterium
Lineage: Eukaryota; Bacillariophyta; Bacillariophyceae; Bacillariales; Bacillariaceae
Source: the annotation of a GenBank genome assembly
GGCCCUUACCCAGCGACAACCCAAAGUCGGACGACGGAUACUCCCAUCGAUGGUAUAUUUGUGACCGACGGCGUCCGUGUAACGGCAGGUGGAUACUUGGACUUUCAGCAGUAUUUUAAGUCGGACCAUAGGGGACUCUGGAUUGACAUUGACCUGGAAGCGACUCUGGGGGCUCCACCGGUGACCUCUCCUUCCUUCCAACCACGUCGAUUGACACUGGCUGAUGGUCGGUCUGUGGACCGCUAUAUUAAGGCUUCGGAAGCGGGCUACCGGCAUUUCCGCCUUCCCCAACGCUUGACCCAAUUAGCGGAGGAUAUUUCGGUCCAGGACGGUUACCUUACGGCGAAUCAGCAAGCUCGAUUCAACACCAUUCAUCGCCAGGCCUAUGAGAUCCGCCGAAGGGCUGAGCGCAACUGCUGGAAACUGUCGAUGGGUAAGGUUCACUGGUCACCACAAAUGCAGCAGAAAUGGGAUAGGUUGCACCUUUACCAGCUCCUGAUAUUGGGCCAUAAACAGGUCAGGACUAGUUCACGGAAGGUACGGCGUUUGUUGAAGAGGACCGGGCUGACCGAUGCAUGGAAAUUGUCAGAAGCUGACCUACAGGCAAAGUGGUACCUUGAACAUCAAGACUACAAAGAGGCCAAGCGGAAGCGUGCCCAUCAGUGGCGCCUGGAAUAUCUGGAGACCCGAUCGGCAGCGGUCCAGAGCGCAAAGAAGGGCAACAUCAAAGCUUGUACCAGACGGACUCGAGUCCAGCGGAUGGCACAAAAAGAAGAGACCCGACGGCGACGGAAAACUCAAGGCAAAGGCUUCUCUGGCGGCCUCGAGCAGAUCAAAGUGGCACAGGUGGCACAGGAUGGUACCUCCCAUUGGGUAACAUGCCAGUCUAAACGUCUUCUGGAAGAAGGCUGCAUGCAAGAGAACCGGCUCCGGUAUGACCAGACCCGCUACCCCUACUCCACUCCACACAUGACUGAACCUUUGUACUCCGACUUCAAUGGCCCCAAUGCCAAAAGUAACAGCCAAGCACUGCUCCGUGGUCUCUAUGAAGGCGAGACAGCGGAUCCUUACCUGGUGUCAUUCCUGGAUCAUUGCCGACGGCCGGAGGGCUUGGAAGACCAGCCACUGGAAGUGGAUCUGGAGGACCAUGUUAGCUUCUGGCGCAAUGGGGCAGGACCUCCCAUCUGGGUUGCAAUUAGCUCCAUUCUCUUGGGGAUGAUGAUUAGCAAAGGCUUUGGCUUUGACUUUCUGAUGUCAAUCUCUUCGGCUUCGCUCUUGGCCAAUUGCUUUUGUUUCGUCGAUGACACUGAUGUCUGCCAAGCGGCACCGUCUCCUGACCAGUCUGGGGAAUCUAUUGUCCCAGAGGUGGCCAAAGCACUGAAAUUGUGGUCCAACGGCGUCCGCCUGACUGGUGGCGCCAUCCCACCAGAUAAAUCCUUUUGGUAUCUGAUUGACUUCAAGUGGAAUGCCCAACAAGGUGUAUGGAAAUUCCGGCGGAAGGGGGAUUUCAAACCAUCUCUUCUUCCCACAGGAAUGUCGGAAAUUGCGGUU